This is a messenger RNA of Anarrhichthys ocellatus (wolf-eel), 2668 nucleotides long. RefSeq names its product sperm adhesion molecule 1 (gene spam1). Gene Ontology annotation, cellular component: acrosomal vesicle. Gene Ontology annotation, molecular function: hyalurononglucosaminidase activity. Gene Ontology annotation, biological process: carbohydrate metabolic process; hyaluronan catabolic process. The coding region runs from base 962 to 2296 and encodes 444 amino acids. The record is from RefSeq and is a predicted model, not a curated record. The transcript has 4 exons. Lineage: Eukaryota; Metazoa; Chordata; Actinopteri; Perciformes; Anarhichadidae.
CACUUUGUGCAACAUGUUUAUGCCACGUAUGAGCAUUUUAGUGUCGCAAUGACUUUAGUCUUCUUUGUAAAAUACGAUCUGAGGAGGAGCAGAAACAGAAAUAUGUCUGAAAUAAAGCUUGAAGUGGUCUUUCUCAAAUUCAAAUCAAUAAACAUGGAAAUAUAAAACCAGCUGGUUUCUGCCCAAAUACUGAGGACUGAAAAGAGGAAGAGGUGAGAACGGAGAGGUUUCUCACCGACGAUGACUCGUGAAUAAAUACCACACGUUCAAAACACAUGCGAGUGUUUCAUCUGAGGGAAACAAGUCAAAGGCAAAAACUGGUGAACACUACGGUCACACAUAAUAUGUUCGUAAAGGGCAGAAAUCUGAUUUUCAAAUGAUCAAACAUUGAUGCUGAUCAUUUCAAAUGUGAUAUUCGGAGAGGAAGGCGUCUGAUUUACUAAUGAAUAUCUCUUUGACUAAUUACAAGUGCUUUUAAGGGUUUUUUUGCUUUUGAAAUUGUCCAGCUGUUCCAAAUUCAGUCAUUAAAACCAGAGAAGCAUCAGGUUAAGAGUGAUCCUUGUCCAGAGAUGAACACUUUGUAGACUAUUUAACCACAAAUAAAUUAUGAAAAUACUACCAACCCCUCAGUAUGUCAUCUUUGCUGACGUCUUCAGACUGACUGCUUCAUACUGCUGUAUAUGUUUCUGCUGUUAAAACCAUGAUCAAAUAAAAACAACAGAAGAAAUACACAAAAGGGCGUUAAUAUAACACAUAUUGUCAGCUUGCUCAUAAGCAAGGCACCGACCCCUGAACCCUCAACUCUCCCAACAACUGACUGGAUGUGGAGUCCGGGCCAGAAGACGGGUCAUCGGUCAGAUAAUGAUCAGAGUGAAGAAACCAUUUCCUCCGACACAUGAAGUGAAGCAGCAAAAAAACAGAGACGUUUAGACACCAGUCGUUCAGCAGCAGAGCCACCGCGAUGGCCUCGUCCUUGUUGUCCUGCUUCGCCCUCUGUAUCAUUGGAUCUGUCGCCGCCGACCUCGCACUGCCGCCUACUGAGCCACCGCUGAUCCACGACCACCCCUUUGUGGCCAUAUGGAACGCCCCCACCGAUCGGUGUCGCCAGCUCCACAUCCUGCUGGACACCGCGGCCUUCCAGGCGGUGACCACGCCCGCGGUGGUGCACGGUCAGUUCCUCACCAUCUUCUACGAGGACCGCCUCGGCCUCUACCCCAAAGUCGACACCGCCAAACGCAAGCUCUACGGAGGCGGAGUCCCCCAAAAGGGCAACAUGACGGAGCAUCUGGCCAAGGCACAGAGUCAAAUCGAUCACAUCAUCUCCCAGGAUUCUUCUCCUGGGCUGGCUGUCAUCGACUGGGAGUCCUGGCGCCCCCUGUGGGACCAGAACUGGGGGUCGAAAAGUAUUUAUAAGAAGCUGUCCAUCACUCACGCCAUGCAGAUGGCCCCGUUUUUGUCAUCCAAGAAAAUUUCCACACUGGCAAAGAGCCAGUUCCAGCACGCUGGGCGGCGCUUCAUGGAGAAGACCAUCAACCUUGGCAUCGACGAGCGUCCGAGCCGGCGCUGGGGCUUCUACCUGUUUCCCGACUGCUACAACUAUGGCUGGGAGAAGCCCGGCUACACAGGGAAGUGCUCCGCGAAGACCCAGGAGCAGAACAACCAGAUGUUGUGGCUGUGGGAGCGCAGCACUGCCCUCUUCCCCUCCAUCUACCUCCGGAAGAUCCUGAGGAACUCCCCCAAGGCAAAGCUCUACGUCCGCAACCGUGUCCAGGAGGCGCUGAGGGUGGCCGCGCUGCCUAAACAUCAAUACACCAUGCCGAUCUACGUCUACUCCAGACCACUGUACCGGGACCAGACCCAGAUGUUCCAGACCCAAACGGACCUGGUGAGCACCGUAGGGGAGUCUGCAGCUCUGGGAGCUUCAGGGGUCGUAAUGUGGGGAGGAACCAAAGACUACGACAACGAGGCUGCCUGUGAGUCUCUGUCCGAGUACCUGACGUCCACCUUCAACCCGUACAUCGCCAACGUGACGGCGGCCGCAAUGCUCUGCAGCGAGGUCUUGUGCCAGGGGAGGGGCCGCUGCCUCAGGAAGAGCUACGACUCCGGCCAAUACCUGCACCUGAACCCCGCCCACUUCCGCAUCCUGCGGUCCGACAGGAAGUACGUGGCGAUCGGUCACCCCUCCGCCGACGACCUGCAGGUCUGGGCCGAGAACUUCACCUGUCAGUGCUACACGGGGUGGAGCUGUUCACCCAGACUGUUGAAGCCGACCAAAAUCAAGCUCAUCUGGGUUUAAUCUGGCAACCGUUUCCAGAACUGCACUUCCUGCCGAUCCACAGAUUUCAUGAUGUGGUCGUUAAGACUACUGUCUGUAAUUUGAUCAAAAUUAUGCUCUCAUCUACUUUACAUCAGUAAUUCUGUGUUUAUUUAAACAUAAAAAUUAUACAUUUUACAAUUCACAUAGUUAAAUGUGUCUUUACCACGUCAGUUACAAUACUGAUUUAUUUGAAUUGAAAACCCAAAGUCACCUUAAUAAAGGCUUUUCUGAAAAACUCUUUUCAUUCUUUUAGUUUAUUGACAAACUGUUGAAAGACUGAGAAACAGCGAAAUGAAAUCAGAUUAAUGAGGAAGAAUAAUGGAGGCCAGUUAUGUACAAAACUACACGGUU